This is a messenger RNA of Arxiozyma heterogenica, 1269 nucleotides long. RefSeq names its product exosome non-catalytic core subunit RRP43 (gene RRP43). Gene Ontology annotation, biological process: U4 snRNA 3'-end processing; U5 snRNA 3'-end processing; nuclear polyadenylation-dependent mRNA catabolic process. Gene Ontology annotation, cellular component: nuclear exosome (RNase complex); cytoplasmic exosome (RNase complex). Bases 1 to 1269 code for a protein of 422 amino acids. The record is from RefSeq and is a predicted model, not a curated record. The transcript has a single exon. Gene Ontology annotation, molecular function: mRNA 3'-UTR AU-rich region binding. NCBI's taxonomy places the organism in Eukaryota, Fungi, Ascomycota, Saccharomycetes, Saccharomycetales, Saccharomycetaceae.
AUGUGUUUUUUAUUUAAUUAUAUGCAAGGAUAUAUACAAGUAUGUGAACUCAUAAAUAUAUCCUGUACUAAACUGGUUUAUUUUCCAAAAGACAGGACAACAUUAAAAAAAAAUUUAGAGAUGUCUAAUGACCUUGAAAAAACAAUUGAUAUUCAUCCAGUGAGUUUCACUCCGGAAGUUUUAGCUCGUAUUUCCCCAGAACUAUCUUUACAAAAACAUCUAUCAUUAGGUUUCCGUCCAUCUGUGAAAGGGUUUGAAGAGUUUAGAGAAAUUCAAUUGAAUGAGGAUUUUCUAUCUAGAUAUGGUAAGGAACAUAAAGAUAACAAUAUAAUUGGUUCUAAUGUGUUGAAAUGUGGUGAUACAUUUGUUGUAACUACUAUCACUGGUGGUAUUAUUGAGGAUUCCGUAGUAUAUAAAAAUAUGGAAAAUGAACUUAUUGGUGUGGAUGAUAUUAAAAGCACGGAUCUGUCUAAUUACACAUCUAUAUAUCCUGUAGUAGAGGUAGAAAGAGGUAGGGCAGGAGCAUGUACUGAUGAGGAGAUGGCUUUAUCACAAAGAUUAUAUGAUUACGUGUUAUAUUCCAAGAUAUUACCAAAGGAAGCUUUGAAAGUCCAACCAGGCAUUAGAAUAACAGAUAAUAAUAAUGGAAAUGCUAAGGUUAUAUAUCCUGACUCAUCAGAUAAUUCAACUCUGCCAGAUAAUGUAUUCCAAAUUAGUAAAAAAUGGUCAUAUUUAUUGUAUGCUAAAAUCAAAGUUUUCAGUCGUACUGGACCUGUGUUUGAUCUAUGCUGGAAUUCACUUAUGUAUGCAUUGCAAUCUGUUCAAUUACCAAGAGCAUUUGUAGACGAACGUGCCACUGAUCUGAAGAUGACUAUAAGGACAAAGGGUAGAAAUGCUACUAUUAGAGAGACAUAUGAAAUUUUAUCAGACCCAUGCCAACAGUAUUCAUUGAGACUGCAUUCUGAAAAUAUUGCAUAUGCUUCAAAUUAUGGUAUCAUUAAUUUGGAUCCAGAAGCUAAAAUAACUGAAGAAAACAGUGAUGAAGAUAUUGAUAUGGAUGCUAUUGAAAGUGUACUACUUGCUGAUCUUGACACUGAAGCUGAAGAAAAUAGUGUGAAUUCGACUAUAUCUGUAAUAUCUAAUUCUGAGGGAGGUCUGAAACAUGUUAGUAUAUUUGGCGGUGAUGCAAAGAUCACACCUGAGAUGUUGAAAAAACUUUUAAAAUUAUCUCAAAAACGGGCCUGUUACUUGGAGGAUGAAAUAAAAUAG